CAAAAGGUGAGAAGAUAAAAACAAGAGAAAUUACAGCACAAAUGCGAGGAACAUGAUCAGAGUGGGAGCAGAGAUUUAUGCCAAGGCGAGCAUGGCGUGAAUGAGGGUUCAGAUGAUUAGGCACAGAACAGACGGGUAUGGCUGUGGGAAAAAUAACUGUACCUUAGGUAAGAUAGAAGACUCUCUGUUGAGGAGUCAGAUUCUCAAGGAAACAGAAAUCGAGGUGGAUGUUUCGUCUUAUCAACCUUCGCUCACAACAAUCUCAAAUUUGCGUGAGCGCGCCUCGAGGCGCCCUAUACUUCACACGUAUACCCUCUGCUUUCAACCCUUACUUGGGGUGUCUUCAGCCUGCCGUGAGACUUUCCCUCCUUCAUCAUACCAAGCUUUUUCGAACCCCCUUUCAACUCACUCGCCGUCUCAAGCAAGUCGAUCGCUACCAUGGCUCCGGACGUAGCUAAGGAUUUCAUUGUCGUUGGUAUAGACUUUGGAACAACGUAUUCUGGAGUUGCGUGGGCAGAGUGCGAUACGACGGAUAACGUCGAAAUUGAAAUGAUCACGAGCUGGGACACAGACCUGCACGAUUGCUCAGACAAAGAGAAGGCGCCUACUCAGCUGGGAUUUGGCGAUGGCUCAGAAGUACCGUCUUGGGGGUAUGGCAUCCCCCUAGACGAGGACUGUGUGCGGUGGUUCAAACUGCUGCUGCUCGAGGACAGAGAUGUACCCAGCGAGGUCAAGGACUCAGCACAGUACCAACUAGCGAAAUCCAUGGGUGAUAAGCACAAGAAGACAGCUACAGAGCUUGUGGCAUUGUACCUGGGUUUCAUCUGGAGGCACUCCUUGGAAGCCAUUGAGCGCUCGGUCGGCGCGACGCUCGUGCAGCUGUGCAAAUUUCGGGUUGUGAUCACUCUGCCAGCGAUCUGGCCUGCUUAUUCCCAGCAGAAAAUGAUGACCGCGGCCAGAGACUCGGGUAUACUUGCCAAGCGACAAGCUGGUGAGACCAUUCUCAGCUUCAUCUCAGAGCCAGAGGCUGCCGCACUUGCCACACUCAAAGAUCUAUCGACACGCUCGUCCGUCAAGGCUGGCGACACUAUGAUAGUGUGCGAUGCCGGCGGUGGCACAGUGAUUGACAGCAUGGAGCCGUUCGUCGUAAAAGAAUGCGUCAAAGGCGACGGCGGUUUGUGCGGUGGCGUCUUUGUGGACGAUCGAUUCAUCGCAGCUGUAGAGGCAAAAUGGGGUAUUUUGAACUGGGCAAGCGCAAGCCAUGGCGACAAGAAGCAGUUCAUCAACGACAACUGGGAGCGUGGCAUUAAGCCGCAAUUUGCUAACCAGCCUGGCAAGACUUGGAGAGUCGACGUCCCUGACAUGUGCAACUCAGCCGCAAACCCACGGGGCAAGCGCACCCGGACUACAGAGUUCACAUCUGAGGAGAUCCUGGCCAUGUUCGAUCCUUGCAUAGACAGAAUCAUCGAGCUCAUCAAGGCCCAAGGCGACGCUAUCAAGACAAAGAUGAGCACAACACCCACCUACAUUGUUCUUGUCGGAGGCUUUGGCCGUUGUCGCUAUCUAUUCGAUCGAGUCAAGCAGCUUGCGAACGACUACGACGCCGAGGUUCUGCAGUCGAGGGGCAGUAAACCAUGGAGCGCGAUUGCGCGUGGCGCGGUCUUCCACGGGCUGAGCAUCAGCAAUAUCUCGGCGGAUAUGACAUUUACCGUCCGCGCGCGAAUCGCGCGAGCGAGCUAUGGUGUUGUGUACCAGCCAUAUUUCGAUGAGAAGAGACACUCCAGCGCAGACAAGAUAUGGUCUGAUGAGGAGUGCGCUUAUAUGGCCAAAGAGCAAAUGAAGUGGUUCUUGCGAAAGGGUGAAGAGGUGACCGAUGACCGGGUAGUGUCUCAAGAAUUCUACACAGUUUACGAGGCCAUCGGCAAGGAAAGGUCGACCGGCGAUCUAUCAGAAGAUAUAUACGUCUGUUUUUCAGACUCGAUCCCCACCCGCGACAGUGAGACGGUCCAGCCUCUGUGCACGAUCAAAUGGAACAAGGAUAUUCCAUUGCACUCGCUCCGAAAGUGGAAGAACCCAGUGGGAAAGACGUACCGUCAACUGGAAUUGGAGGUCAUGAUGCAGUGCAAAGAUGGUAUCAUGGGCUGGACUGUCAAGUACAAUGGCAAGGCAGUGGGUACCAAGGACGUCGAAGUCAAAUACGACUAA
Emericellopsis atlantica is the source of this 2205-nucleotide messenger RNA. RefSeq lists its product as uncharacterized. The record is from RefSeq and is a predicted model, not a curated record. The coding region runs from base 439 to 2205 and encodes 588 amino acids. The transcript has 9 exons. Lineage: Eukaryota; Fungi; Ascomycota; Sordariomycetes; Hypocreales; Bionectriaceae.